UGUAUGCCCUGGGCUCUUCCCACAGGUGGCCUUUUGCCCCACCCCCAGCAUACAAUGAUGGAAAUAGCCAAUGUGACUUCUCCAGAAGUCUUUGUCCUCCUGGGCUUCUCUGCACGACCCUCACUAGAAACUGUCCUCUUCAUAGUUGUCUUGGGUUUUUACGUGGUAUCGAUCUUGGGCAAUGGCAUCAUCAUUCUGGUCUCCCGUAUGGAUGUGCACCUCCACACGCCUAUGUACUUCUUUCUUGCCAACCUCUCCUUCCUGGACAUGAGCUUCGCCACGAGCAUUGUCCCACAGCUCCUGGCCAACCUCUGGGGACCACAGAAAACCAUAAGCUAUGGAGGGUGUGUGGUCCAGUUCUAUAUCUCCCAUUGGCUAGGGGCAACCGAGUGCGUCCUGCUGGCCACCAUGUCCUAUGACCGCUACGCUGCCAUCUGCAGGCCACUCCAUUACACUGUCAUUAUGCAUCCACAGCUUUGCCUUGGGCUAGCUUUGGUCUCCUGGCUGGGGGGUCUCACUACCAGCAUGGUGGGCUCCACCCUCACCAUGCUCCUACCGCUGUGUGGGAACAAUUGCAUCGACCACUUCUUUUGCGAGAUGCCCCUCAUUAUGCAACUGGCUUGUGUGGAUACCAGCCUCAAUGAGAUGCAGAUGCACCUGGCCAGCUUUGUCUUUGUUGUCCUGCCUCUGGGGCUCAUCCUGGUCUCUUACGGCCACAUUGCCUGGGCCGUGUUGAAGAUCAGGUCAGCAGAAGGGCGGAGAAAGGCAUUCAACACCUGCUCUUCCCACGUGGCCGUGGUGUCUCUGUUUUACGGGAGCAUCAUCUUCAUGUACCUCCAGCCAGCCAAGAGCACCUCCCAUGAGCAGGGCAAGUUCAUAGCUCUCUUCUACACCGUAGUCACUCCUGCGCUGAACCCACUUAUUUACACCCUGAGGAACACGGAGGUGAAGAGCGCCCUCCGGCACACUGUAUUAGAGAACUGCUGUGGCUCUGCCGGCAAGCUGGCGCAAAUUUAG
Molecule: messenger RNA, 1017 nt
Organism: Symphalangus syndactylus (siamang)
Lineage: Eukaryota; Metazoa; Chordata; Mammalia; Primates; Hylobatidae
Gene: OR2C3
Product: olfactory receptor family 2 subfamily C member 3
Biological process (GO): G protein-coupled receptor signaling pathway
Cellular component (GO): membrane
Molecular function (GO): G protein-coupled receptor activity; olfactory receptor activity
Source: RefSeq, a predicted model, not a curated record